AUGUCGAGGUUCAGCAGGGCCCCUGGGCCCCAGAACACGAGCAUCCUCAACACGCUGCGUGCCACCGAGAUGAUCGACACCAAGGCCGCCCUGCCCGCCGAGAUCCUCGUCACCAUCCUCGACUACCUCCCUGUCUCCGACCUCAUGCGCUUCGCUCGCGCCUCCAGCCGCAUGCGCGAGAUGGUCUACGAUGACACGAGGUGGGUCGCACGCCUCAAGAGCAUGGGCCUGUGGAACGAGCUCGAGGCACGCCGCCGCUUCGAUGACGCUGUGCGCCGGAGGAAAGAGACUCAGGAGAGGGAUGCCAAGGAACGCGCGGCCGCCGCCGGAGCGAACAGCCAGCCCGCCGCCGAUGCUGGGCGGCAGGUAGGCGCCGCGAAGAGGCAGUCCGCAACCGUGUUUUUCGAUGCCUCUAUCGAGCAGGAAAGGAGGAGGAGAAGCAGCACCCUUGCCAAAGCAUCCGCCCCGGCCAGUACCCUACCGGACCUGCGCGAUGGCUUCGAGACGUUGGCCGUGACCGGCAACUCGCAGCUUCCCAGGCAACCUCUUUCGGAUCCCCUUCAGGACCCCGAGGACUAUCUGCAGGUCCUCAAAAACGUCAAGAGCGUGAGGGGCCAUGCCAGGGAGGAGUAUGGAAAGGUCUAUGGAGCACUGGGGCCUUUCUAUUUCGACCUGGUGCGAGCCAAGAGCCAUGCCGACCCGGCCCUAUUCAAGGCAUUUAGAGAUCCCGAGCGCCAGGCGCAAAUGCUGGCAAAUCUACACGUCUUCUCCAAGAGUGACUGGGCUUCGGGCUGGGCCCAGCGGGAGGAGAAGCUUACGCGCAUGACCAACAUCUUCGAGAGCGCCGUGCUCAGGGAGUUCGAGCAGGGCUACGAGUUCUGGGACGUCGAGGGGCGGAUGAGGCGGUACGCACAUGUUUUGGACAUGCUGAAGAGUCAGGCCGGUGUCGACCUCUUCAUCCACAAGCAUCCUAUCUUCUCGGAUAAGGAGGUCCUCGCCAACUCGAUGGACUGCAUCAACAACGCGCCCGCGGACGGAAUAACACUUGGGCCGUCACAACUUUUCUUCGAGGUGUUGACGGGGAAACUACGCGAGCAGGCCGUGGUCAUGGAGAAGAUAUUUCCAAAUCCGGGUAAGGUGUUCUGGGCCCUUGUGGACAAGGUCAGAGAGGACACCAUUAUGGACUACGCAACAUCACUGUUCGACGAGGCCCGGGAGCGCAGCAUAGAGUCCUACCUCAGGGCAGUAUCCGGCAUAUUUGAACAGUGCCUGCAGUCCCUCAGAUCCCUUGAUGUGCCACAGAUAUCGGCAGAGGAAAGCGAAGAGAAGUCGAAAGAGCAGGCGUACAGGGUCGUAGAGCCACAUCUGGAUCUGUACCUGCAGGACGAGCUCGAGUUCUUUCAAAAGAAGGCCGAGGAGGAGGUGGGGAACUGGGAACGGAAACUGUCGGAGCAGGAUGCAACUGUCGAGUCGUUCUACAUGUCGAAUUUCGCCAAGCCGGUGGACAAGAAGGACUUUCUGAGCUCCUUCAAGAAGACCAUCAUGAUGCCCGUGACGGUGCUGCCGUCUCUACCGGGACAGCUGCUCACAUCCCCUUUCGGCUCGACCACGACCAAACCCACACAGGCCUCAACUGCUAACGGCAUGACCCUAGCCCCUCAGGCCUCCUCGGCGUCGCAGACACCCGGCGUAGGCGUGCCGGACAGGACAACUAGCCCCCUCCCCGAAAAGGCUCCCACAGACGAGCUCGCAGCAAAGGCCGCCCUCAUGGCCUCCAGGCUGGAGGGCAUCAAGUCCUUGUUCAGCAUCGAGGUGGCGCUGAACCUAGUCCACAUGGCCAAGACGAGCCUAGGGCGCGCCGCAGUGCUGAUCCAGCUCGGCGGGCAGGCCGGCGAAGAGGCGCGAGAGCAGUGCGCACAGAUCUUCGUCAGCCUUCUGCGCAUCCUGGGCUACCGACACAUCAAGCCUGGGUUCGACAAGGCGGUGGACCACCUUGCGGGAUACAAGGCACGCGAGGUCACAGACCACGGUAGCCAGGGCGGUGGCGCCGCUGGUUACCUGCUGGCUUCGCCGCGGAUCGCGGACCGCAACGACUUCCUCGACCAGAGUGGCUUGGCCAAGAAGAAGUUCGAGCAGAUGUUGGACGAGAGCGUGGCGGCGGGGCUGAACAAGGGCAUCGACGUGCUCAUGGACGAGGUCGAGUACAUCUGCGCCACGACGCAGCUGCCGACGGACUACAACCCCGUGGGACCCGAGCCCGCGGGCGGCGGCGGGGCCGGCAGCAACGGCCUCGGUGCGCCCGAGAAGCGGUCCAGCGUGGCGAGCUUCGCGUCGUUCGGCAGCAACAACACGCAGGGCCACAGGCAGUCGUCGGCCGUGACGGACCUGUCCCCGACGCAGACGGCGCGACGCGUGGUGGACCUGGUCAGCUCGCACACGCGCAUGCUCGUGGGCAGCACCGAGAAGACGAUGCUGGAGGUGUUCAACGGCGAGGUCGGGCUGCGGCUCUUCACGGCCGUGUGCAAGCACAUCAAGCGGCAGCGCGUGUCGACAGACGGUGCGACACGGCUCAUCGCCGACUGCACCCUAUACUUUGAGUACGUCCAGACGCUGCGCAACGCGGACCUGCUGGCGUACUUCCGCGCCCUGCGGGAGCUGAGCCAGAUCUACCUCAUCGACCCGCGGCACUCCAAGGAGAUGGCGACCAUCAUUGCCGACGGCGACCGGUUCGGUGGCGUGUUCCGCGCAGAGGAGGUGUACGAGUUCGCGGAGCGGAGGGCGGACUGGUAUCAGGUCAAGAGGGAUGUCGAGAGGGCCAUGUACGGGAUGGAAUGUUGUGUAAUGUGA
Messenger RNA from Diaporthe citri, 2847 nucleotides. RefSeq lists its product as uncharacterized. The coding region runs from base 1 to 2847 and encodes 948 amino acids. Gene Ontology annotation, cellular component: exocyst; cytoplasm. Gene Ontology annotation, molecular function: protein binding. The record is from RefSeq and is a predicted model, not a curated record. The transcript has 2 exons. Gene Ontology annotation, biological process: Golgi to plasma membrane transport; exocytosis. Lineage: Eukaryota; Fungi; Ascomycota; Sordariomycetes; Diaporthales; Diaporthaceae.